Molecule: messenger RNA, 2381 nt
Organism: Python bivittatus (Burmese python)
Lineage: Eukaryota; Metazoa; Chordata; Lepidosauria; Squamata; Pythonidae
Source: RefSeq, a predicted model, not a curated record
AUGUUCCAUGGCUUGACCAAGUUUGAUUUCUUAACAGCUCCUGUCCCACCUGAAGUAACAGUUGCACCUGUGGUGACAGAGACCGUCCCUACAAAUCAGUGUGGGGGCACCCUCUCAAAUGCAUAUGGGUCCAUCUCUGGACCUUAUUAUCCUGGAAAUCACACCAAUGUGCAGUGUGUCUGGGAAAUUCAAGUGAGGUCCUCUGAACGCAUAGUUCUCAAGUUCUCUUUUAUUAGUCUGGAUUGUGAUACAGAAUAUAUUGAGAUUUUUGAUGGACCCCCAUAUGGUUCAUAUCCACUUGGAAAAAUUUGUUCUGACAUCUAUCUCAACUAUACCUAUUCAUCAACUUCCAACACAAUGGCUAUUGUGUUGCACAGAGAUUCAGGUUAUUCAGGAAAUGGGUUCUCUGCUCAUUACUACUCUGUUCCACAAGAACCAAGUGGACUUACUACCACACCAGCUUCUGCUACUAAUGAUACAAGACUUUCAUGCUCUGAAGGAUACAUGCGUGCAUGGAUCAGCAUAUAUUAUCUCAAUUCAGUUGGCUAUAAUGCAACGCAAGUUUACCUGAACUCUUCCGAUAGUUCAUGUUUAGCUCAAAUUACAAGAGAUUAUGUUUAUUUUGCUAUACCAUUCUAUGGUUGCAACACAGAGAGAAGGGUGAAGAAUAAUGACACUAUAGUUUACUACAAUGUAAUCAAGACAUCCAACUCUGAUUAUAUUAUUACAAGAAAGAAAAACUUUCAAUUUCAUGUUUUGUGUGAAAUGAAGCAGAACACUGUUGUAGAGACUAUGUUUGUUGCUCAAAAUGCAAUUGACAUUAUUCAAAAGCAAACUGGCCAUUACAAUGUAUCUCUGGCAUUCUAUUCAUCAUUAUCAUUCACUGAUAAAAUUAGAACAUCACCAUACUAUGUUUCACUCAACCAGAAUUUAUAUCUCCAAGCGACUCUUCACAGUUCUGAUCCAAAACUUGUACUAUUUCUAGACACCUGUAUCGCAUCUCCAACAAAUAAUGAUUUUACAACCCUGACCUAUGACUUAAUCAGAAGUGGAUGUCCACGAGACUUUACUUACAGAAACCUGUACUCACCAAGGAACAACAUUGUUCGUUUCCAAUUCAACUCCUUUAAGUUCCUUAACCAGCACAAUGCAGUUUAUAUACGAUGUAAAUUAGUAGUGUGUAGGGCAGAUGAUCGUUCAUCCCGAUGCUACCAAGGAUGCUUAAUUAGAAAAAAGAGAGAUACGGAUGAUCAGGAGAAUGUAGAUGUUAUUGUGGGACCACUCAAGCUUCAGAAAGAUGUGAAUGGAGUUCAAAAAUAGGGUAAUUUUUCCAUUUGAAUAUGUUUCCUGGUUAUAAUUAUGAAAGCUAGAUAGGUACCUAUAAAAAUAAUCAUACCCAUGUUGCUCCAUGGGGAAAACAUCUCAAAUCCAUAGCUGAAUGCUAUCUUUCUUACAACCAACUAAAAUGUAAUGAAAUAAUGAAACAACUUUUUUUUUAAAGUUCUUCAGAGCUCUUAAUCAGGCAAUAUUAAGGGAUAGGGAAAAGGAAGGUUAGUCUAAACAGCAUUUUACGUGGGCAUUGUCUUUAUUUUUAUGGCUCUUCCUAAGCAGUUAAAUGGUCAUCCUGACACCAAUAUAUCAUGAUAUAAACAGGCUGUUUAAUUUCAUGAAGCACUUUAUGUAAAGAUGCUAAAGUCCACUUGAAGUUUGUGUUUCUCAUGGUGAUCACAGUCUUAAGUAAAUGUUUGUGAAUCUACCAAUAGCAUAUUCUAAUUAAAACCAUUAGUUCUAUCCAAAUAAUUUUAAUAUUUGGCACUGGAAAAAAGCUAUUUUUAAAAUGUCCUAUUUUCUACAUGUUUUGCCAUUCUCAUUUGAUUAAAGUCUGACACAGAGUAUAUACCAGUUCUGAUAACCAACUUACACAGAAAUAAUAUGCGCCUGCAUUUCAUAUGUAAAGGAUGCAUACAUAUAUCAUAUUAUUGUAGCAUUCCUUCUUGCUCUGAAAAGCAAAAUAAUUACUUUAACCAACUAUAUUUGAGAAUGAUUUCAGAUUAUCUUUCUUUCUCCCACACCAAUACCACUUAAGUGGCAGCUUUGCUGUCAGAGAAAUUGAAUGGUACAUUCAAACUUGGUCAGACUUUUGAUACAAAGAAUAAUUUGAUGACCCUUUAGCCUUCAACAGAGUCCAACAUGGGGGCUGCUAAACUAAUGGGGAAAAAGUAUAAUUUUUAAAGAACUCCUAAAGAUGGAUGAGCUACAAAAGUGAAGACCUUUAGAAUUCCAUGCUGUAUAUAUGAAUAGAAGAACUUUGUCACUAAAUUAAUCUCAAAUUAUAGGAAAUUGUAUUUUGCUUCCAAUACAUUACAAUAAAACUGCUUCAU